GUUAAUGCCGGAGAGUGUUCGGUGGUUAAUGGCUCAGGGUCGCAGGGGUGAAGCUAGGAAGAUAAUAGAGACGGUUGGAAGAGUCAAUAAUGUCGAGGUACCAAGACAUCUGCUGGAUGAUCACAAUGUGGAGGUUCCAACUACUGAUGAAACAUCAUCAGUUUCCGUCAGUCAGAUUGAACUCGUGAAUGAACCACUACACAAAGAUAAAAUUAAGACGCUAGUUGACCUGUUUAGAACUCCGAAAACGAGGAUGCGAACAUGCAUCAUGUUCUAUUUCCUGUCUGUGUGCGCUCUGGUGUACUAUGGACUCUCCUCCAAUUCUGGCAGUUUGGGUGGCAAUAUCUUUGUUAAUUUCAUCGUUAUUAUGCUGAUUGAGAUUCCAUCCUACAUCUUCUCGUUCUUUAUCCUUGACAGAAUGGGAAGGAAGGGCUCACUGUCGUUCGUGUUCCUGCUUGGCGGAUUCUCCUGUUUAAUAUCUGGAUUCAUCCCGGAAG
Molecule: messenger RNA, 497 nt
Organism: Cherax quadricarinatus
Lineage: Eukaryota; Metazoa; Arthropoda; Malacostraca; Decapoda; Parastacidae
Source: RefSeq, a predicted model, not a curated record